AUGCGAACGACAACACAAGUGAGGUUGCAAUCCAGCGACGAUGUGGUGAAUGUGAAGAUCUCAAAGAUCAAACCUGUCAUCUCUCCGACGAUUCUAGUAGAAGAGCUGUCGAGCGACCUAGCAUACUCUACUGUCAAGACAGCACGGAAGUGUAUCGGAGACAUUCUCAGUGGGAAUGAUGACCGCCUCCUGGUCGUGGUUGGGCCGUGUUCGAUUCAUGAUCCGAGUUCAGCCCUUGACUAUGCAAACCGACUCGUGAAACUUGCAGAGAAGUUGAGCAACGACCUCCUCGUUGUUAUGCGUGUCUACUUUGAAAAGCCAAGAACUACCGUCGGAUGGAAGGGAUUAAUCAAUGAUCCUGAUCUUGAUGGUUCGCACAACAUCAACAAAGGCAUUCGUCUCGCAAGGCGUAUUCUCCUCGACAUCAAUAAGCUGGGGAUGCCGUGUGGUUGUGAAUUUCUAGAUACCAUCUCUCCUCAAUACUUGGCCGAUCUGGUCUCCUGGGGCGCAAUCGGAGCCAGAACAACCGAGAGUCAGGUGCAUCGGGAACUUGCUUCCGGUCUCUCUAUGCCUGUUGGCUUCAAGAAUGGCACGUCUGGAGAUGUUCAGAUUGCCUCGGAUGCGAUCAAGGCAUCGCUAUUCCCGCAUUGCUUCCUUUCUGUCACAUCGCAGGGUACAGUGGCGAUCGUGACCACGAAGGGCAACGAUGAUUGUCAUCUGAUCCUGAGAGGCGGCGGAUCUGGUCCGAACUACGACAAGAAGUCUGUAGCUGAUGCCGUCAGCAUCUUGGAGAAGUCGAAGCUGGAGCCCAGGAACCGCAAAGUUGUCGUUGAUUGCAGCCAUGGGAACAGUAGAAAGCAGCACAAAAAUCAACCACUGGUGGCAAAGGACAUCGCCGAGCAGAUAUCGGAGGGAGGAAGAAGCAUUUUUGGUGUCAUGAUUGAAUCCAACAUCGAGGAAGGCAAUCAGCCGGAGCCCUCAAAGAACGGGGGGAUGCCUCUCAAGUAUGGAGUUUCCAUCACAGAUGCAUGUAUCGAUUGGCCCACUACUGAAGAGGUGUUGGAGUCACUUGCUACAGCCAUUCGGCACCGUAGAUCGCUCUAG
Messenger RNA from Guillardia theta CCMP2712, 1104 nucleotides. RefSeq lists its product as hypothetical. The coding region runs from base 1 to 1104 and encodes 367 amino acids. The record is from RefSeq and is a predicted model, not a curated record. The transcript has 12 exons. Gene Ontology annotation, cellular component: cytoplasm. Gene Ontology annotation, molecular function: 3-deoxy-7-phosphoheptulonate synthase activity. NCBI's taxonomy places the organism in Eukaryota, Cryptophyceae, Pyrenomonadales, Geminigeraceae. Gene Ontology annotation, biological process: aromatic amino acid biosynthetic process.